GGCUGCCGCGGGGCGAGUGUUCGGCGGGGCGGGGGUGGUUCCCUUCAUCCCCCGUGUGCUGUUACCGGGCGGGCGGCUGCCCGCUGCCUCCCGCAGAGUCGGGCAUCCGGAGGGUGGAGCAGCACCCCUUCAACCGAGCCGCCCCUGCCGUGGGGAGGCGGCAGCGGCCCCGGGGAGCCCCCGGCGGGCCCCGCGCCUCUCGGGACAGCGUAGGGCUCCGAGGGCAGCAUCUCCCUUCCCGGCAGGGCUUUGGGCAGCGUGUCUUGUUGAUUCUUCAGGGGGCUCGUCUCAAAGUAUAACUUAAAAAAACCUGUGCAAAUAGUGGAAGAAAAUGUCACAUAAAAGCUCUAAGGAAAUCAGGAAAGUAAACAUUUCCAGCUCCUUGGAGUCUGAAGAUAUUAGCUUAGAAACCACAAUACCAACUGAUGAUGUUUCUUCCUCUGAAGAAAGAGAAGGUACUGUUAAAAUCACUAAGCAGCUGAUUGAACGGAAAGAGUUGCUCCAUAAUCUUCAGCUGCUUAAAAUAGAUUUGUCUCAGAAAAACUUGAUGAUUGACAACUUGAAAGUAGAAUAUUUGACCAAGAUUGAAGAGCUAGAAGAGAAGCUUAAUGAUGCAAUCCAUCAAAAGCAGCUGUUGUCUUUACGACUGGAUAGCCAGCUGGCAUUACAGCAAGAAGAUGCUAGAAAACAUCAGGCUCUAAUGAAACAAGAAAUGGAAACUAUUUUAUUGAGACAGAAGCAACUGGAGGAAACGAAUCAUCAAUUAAGGGAAAGGGCUGGAGAUAUCCGUCAUAGCUUACGAGACUUGGAAUUAACAGAUGAUUGCUAUGAGAAGCUAAAAUCUCUUCCUGAAGAUCAGCUUUCUAUCCCUGAAUAUGUUUCUAUCCGAUUCUAUGAAGCAGUCCGUUCUUUAAGAAAAGAACUAGGUGAUCUACAGAUUAAAAAGGAGAGCCUAACAGAAGAACUAAGUGGGUACAAAUCGCAGCUGAAGUGUCUGACAGAGAGCUAUGAAGACGAGAGGAGGAACCGGUCAGAACUUGAGCUUAGAUGCCAGCGAUUAACACUGGAACUGGCCGAUACCAAGCAGAUGAUUCAGCAAGGUGAUUACAGACAAGAGAACUAUGAUAAAGUAAAAUGUGAACGUGAUGUAUUUGAACAUGAAUUGUCAGAUCUCAGAAGAAAAUAUGAAAUAUUAGAGGUGUCACACAAAGCACAAGCUAAAGAAAGAAAUGACUUAUCAAAAGAGCUGGCAACCAUACAACAAUCCCUCAACUUGUUGCAAAAAGAUAAAGAUUAUCUUAAUCGCCAGAACAUGGAGCUUAGUGUUCGCUGUGCGCAUGAAGAAGAUCGUCUUGAAAGACUUCAGAUUCAGCUAGAGGAUGCAAAAAAAGCUAGAGAAGAAAUGUAUGAAAAAUAUGUUGCAUCCAGAGACCACUAUAAAACAGAAUAUGAAAAGAGACUGCAUGAAGAGUUGGAACAAAUAAGGUUGAAAACAAAUCAAGAAAUUGAGCAAUUAAGAAGCACUUCAAAAGAGAUGUAUGAACGUGAAAACAGAAAUUUGAGAGAAGCAAGAGAUAAUGCUGUUGCUGAAAAAGAAAGAGCAGUUAUUGCUGAAAAGGAUGCUUUAAGAAAAUAUGAUCAACUCUUGCAACAGUAUAGACAAAUGCAGCUUGACACAGAAAGCAAAGUAGUUGAACUUCUUCACCAAAGUAAGUUAAAGUCCUUUGAAAGUGAACACAUUCAACUCAUGCAACAGGAAACAGCUAAGAAUCUUGCACAGUGUCAAAUGGAAUGUGAGAAAUAUCAGAGAAAGCUGGAGGUGCUUACUAAGGAAUUUUACAGUCUUCAGUCUUCCAGUGAAACACGCAUUAUUGAACUUCAAACACAGAAUUCUGAGCUUCAAGCAAGGCUAGAUACUUACGAAAAACUUGAAAAAGAGCUUGAUGAGAUAAUAUUGCAGACAGCAGAAAUGGAAAAUGAAGAUGAAGCUGAAAGGGUUCUCUUCUCAUAUGGGUAUGGUGCUAAUGUUCCUACAACAGCCAAAAGACGACUAAAGCAAAGUGUUCACUUGGCAAGGAGGUUACUGCAGCUAGAAAAGCAAAACUCAUUGCUUGUAAAAGAUCUGGAACAUCACAAGGAACAAGUAACACAGAUUUCACAAGAGCUUGACAGAGCAAAUUCUUUGUUGAGUCAAGUACAACAGCCCUACAAAUACCUCAUUGAAACAGUGCAGCAGAGAGAUUCUGAAAUAAGUCUACAGAAAGAACGUAUUACGCAACUUGAAAAAGAUGUCAGUCUUUUAAAUAAAGAAAAGACAGCUUUGCUGCGUGUCAAGAAUCAAAUGGCAGCAGAUUUGGAGAGACUUCUAAAUCACCGUGAGGAACUAGCCACAAUGAAACAGAUUCUAAUUACUCUACAUGGUAAACGCUAUGAACAAAGUUUGCCUCAGUCUCACAUUGAUGUGAAAAGUGUGACUGCAAAAAACAAAUCAAACCCUUCACUAAAACUGCUGCCAGAACAUGAAGAAGAAAAUAUAUUUACACCAAAGCCAACGUUAUUUACAAAUAAAGAGGCACCUGUAUGGUACAAGAAACUGCAGAAGAAAACAUCACCAUAGCAUUUUUCCAAAAUUAUUCAAAAUAAUCCUUUGGGGAGCUUUUCUUUGAAGAAAGUUAUUUUCACCAUAAUGAUGCCCUUUUCACCAUAAAAGCAAACAGCUGUUCCUUUUCUGAACUGUUCUUUUAUACCUGUCAAAUGACCUUAUGCUUCAUAAAAUAAUUUUUAGAUCUGUUGUGUGAAUAAAAUGUGUGAGAAUAAUGCAUGCAAAGAUUUUACUAACAUACUUGAAUUUUAAAAGAUAAAUAAACACUAGCGUAUUGUACACAUUUAUAAUCUGAGCAGUUAAAGGGUGUGUUAUUCAGAGCGUUCAAAUUAAUGCAUAUUUCAGCUUUUUUAUAUUGUUUUUCUUGGACCCUGUGUUUCAUGCCGCAUUUUGUGCAACUAUUCUGGCUCAUAGAAAUUUUUAAAAUAUACAUGAGUUAGCAUCAGACUAUAUAGUACUUUCUAUGAAGGAAAUUCAUAUCAGGUGGAAAAAAAUUAAUUUCUUAUCAGCCUUGAUUUGUAUGGUUUGUCAUUUGAUGUAAUUUGUUCUACCAAAAAGGCAUUAAAAAUAUUCUAAAGAAGGAAUAAAAUGCAUCUUAAUUAUCAGCUCUGAUACUUAAUGGACUAGAUACACUUGCUCUGGUAUAGCUACAUCAGUGUAACAAUAAAAAUAGAACUAUGAUGUGCGAGUACCGUAGCAUGUAAUGGUGAAAUGGGUAACUUGCCAUAUUUAAUUGUACGAAAAUAAGCCCCAUCUUCCACGAACACAGCCUACUUAUUUAUUCCAUUCCACCAUCUAUUUAGACUAUAGAAAAGGUCUCUAAUAUAAAGCACUUUUGACUGCAGAGGGUACGUUUCUAUAUGUACAUAAAUAUAGAUGAUAUUGUCUAAGUGACCGUGUACUGAAAACAUUGCUCAGAUUUCAUUUAAGAGGAAGCUCCUUUUUUGUACCUCCUUUUUCCUUGACAAUAUCUCUUCCACUGAUUCAUUGUUACUACCUGGACAUGAACAAUAAUUAUUUACUGUGUAAUACUGAGCUAUAUCCAGCUUAUGAUUCCUAGAUACACUUUUCUUCAUUUUCCAAACAGCACUUUAAAGCACAACAAGAUUUCCUCUGCUCCAGAUAAGCCUCAUUGUCUUUAUUGAUUUUUUUUAUAAUUCUGAGAGAGUGAGGUCAAAACACUAGCAGUUGCACAUCACAGGAUUAAAAUUAUCAUUCUGUGAGUAAGGGAGGCCAAGUGUGUAGACAGAGCUAAUAUGUUUUAUUAGACUAACUGGUGUUCACUGGGCUCACAAACCUAUCUGUACAGACAUUCCUGAAUAAACUUUGGUUUCCUGAAGUCUAGGGUUUUAUCUAACUUGUAUUUUUAUGUGAAUAGAAUCAUUAGCAUGUCCUUCAUGUGAAACAGCUCCCAUAUGCAGAUACUAAUUUUGUAGUUUGUAAUAGAUAUUUUAUAUGAUUCACAGUCCGUAGUUUAACUUCCCAGAGUAUCCUGUUUGUCUGCUAUCACCAAUAAUUAAUGAAUGGUAUUAUCUAGAGGGACUGCAAGCUAUUUUAGGCAAGAUACUAGUUGGAAUCUUAAGUAUUUACAAUUUGUUCUCCUAGAGUACCCUUAUAGACAAAUUGGUGAGGUGUGGACUAUAAAAUGGGUGGAAGAUUAGGUGACACACCAAGCUCAAGGAAAUGUGAUCAGCAAUGCAAAGUCCAACCAGCAGCUGGCAAAUAGUAGCAUCCCUUGGCAAGUUCAUAGGCAAUACCAGAUUUGGGGGUGUAGUCUAUACACUGGAGGGCAGGAUCUCGGAGGGACUUCAACAGGUUGGAAAUCGGGUCAACAAGAACCUUGUGAAGUUCAACAAAAGCAACUGCGGUUGCACAUCUAGGAUGAAAUAACCCCAUAUGCCAGUCCUGGCUGGAAUGCAGCUUCACAGAAACAGACCUCAAGGUCCUAAUGGACAACAAACUGGACACAAGUCAGCAAUGUGCCAGCCAUGUCCUGGGUGGUAUUCGCAACAGGAUAGCCAGCAGAUGGAGGGGAGUGACCCUUCCUUUCUGUUUGGUGCAUGUGAGAGUGUUGAAUCCAGUUCUGGGCUUGUUCAAGACAGACACUGUCAUGCUGAAGUGAGUCCAGCAGAGAUUCACCGAGAUGAUCAGGGGCUGGAGCACUUGGUGUAGAAGGGGAAGCUGAAAGAACUGGACUUAUUCAGCCUUAAGAAUACAGGGCUCAGGGAGAACUUGUUGCAGUCUCCAACUACCUAAUGGGAUGGUAUAGAGACAACAGAGCCAGGCUCCUCUCAGAGGUGCACAGCGAUAGAGUAAGAGGCAUUGGACACACAACGGAGAGGCUAGAAAACUCAGCUAUUAUGAAAAAUGUUUUUACUGUGAUAGUGGUCAAAUACUGGAACAGGUUGCCCAGAGAGGUGGUGGAGCCUUCAUCCUUGGAGACAUUCAGAACUCAACUGGGCAAAGUCCUGAGCAACCUGGUAUAGUUGGACCUGACUUUAAGAUGGACUAGUUGACUGAUUUUCAGAAUUCCUGCCUAACCUAAAUUACUCUGUGGUAAUAUUUCUAAAUAUACUAACACAAAAUAAUUACAUUAAGUUAUUUCUUACCAUCCAAAAGGCACAAAAUGUUUAAUUCUUCCAUGGCAAUGCAAUACACAAGAACAUUUUGAUGCUUCCAGAAUGAGUUGUGUGUUGUAAAUUUCUGUGUCCUCCAGGCAGCCUGAUUUUCUAGGAACACUGACAGGAAAUUAGGCUGAUUUGCACUUAAGUUUUAUUGACAUUUAAACGGUUCUUCAGGUGACAAAGUGACAUAUUCUGGCAGAGGGGUUUUUUAGAAAAUUACUAACAAGAUCCAUCUUUAAAUUUGCAAAAAUAAAAGUAAUUUGUUAGCAUAUACUGAUAAUACAUAAUGCUGUUGGUGAAUUCUUGUAAUCCAUAUAGUCCCUGUGUAAAUCUCAGUAUGUAAUUUUUUUCCAGUUGAAGACACUGUAUUUUUCCUCUGUCUCCUCACUAGACUCCAAGGCUAUAAUUAAUUAUCUAGCAAGAAGACUUUCUAAGCUUUUCAUGUGAAAGUUAGAAUGUCACUUAAAUAUAGCUGUUCAAAUGUGAAAUGCCCUACAGCAAAAAUUAAUGAACCUUUUUGCUCUUUUAAGUAAUGAAAAGGUUCGGUUGCAUUACCUGUGCAGCAUUUUUACUGAUGUUAUUUCCCACAAAUGUAGUUGUCAAUAUUCCAGAAUUCUUCUUCAUGAAAUGGUCUUUGCAGUUUCACGUUCAAGUAGGCCUCGUGUGAGUCAAAAAUAAUGAAGUAAAGAGAAAUUUCUAAGGGUAGUCAUGCAUGUAAGCAACUUGUGACUGAAGUGCCCAACCCAACAUAAUCAUCCUCAGUUCCUCUUUUUCAAACCAAAGGGAGCAAAGAGAAAAUUCUCUAUCCACUCUUACAUUUCUUGUACAUUAAGUUGGUGUUACUUAAGUGAUAAGUUUCGUAAGUGUAUGGGCUGAACAGGAAAGAAGGAAGGACAGUUGGUUUAGAGCAGCUUAGGAUUUUUAACAGUUAAUUGCUUUCCCGCCUUUGUCCCUUGUUAGAAGCAAAGAAGCUCUAAAGCAUGAAGGAAAUCUCUUGGUUGCGGGAAAAAAAUGAAACCAUGAAAUUGCUUUAUUUUUUUUAAUAAGGAGCUAAACUUUUAAGGCUUGUUGCUGAAUCCUGUGGUCAUGCUUCACUGGCAUUGUAGUUUCUAAAUAUUUUCUGUGCAAAGGAAUGAUAUGUCUUUGGGAUUUGUAGUCUUCCUCCCCUUCAAGACUUCCUUUACAAAACAGCGAUGAAACCGUGUAAAAGAGGAACAACUGUAAAUUUAAAUAUUAGUUGUCUGAUUAUUUGUCAGUAUCUCUGGGACACAAUUUGCUACCUCUUACAUGUCAGCUGUUAUUGUCCAUUUCAGUUAUCCUUUUGCAUGACACAAAUGUUCCAGCAAAAAAGGAGCACUAACUCCACUAAACGGCUGACAUCUGCAAGAUGGUCAGUAGAAUUCUCUUGCUCCUGGAGUGCGUUCAUCAACUUGCAUGUCUCUGGAAGACAUGACUCAGACAGCAUGACUUUCUAGAAAAAAAUGACUGCAUUUUGAAGAAGCGUUUAUGUUAUUAGGUAUAUGCCUCAAUCGACUGCCAGUCUGUUGCACGUUUACAUGUAAACAGAUUUAUACACAAGGGUUUGAGUCUGUAACAGCCUGUUGUCUUUCAGGGUUGCUCUCAUUAGGGAGGUCUAGUGAGGAAAGAAUUUAUCUCCCUGUUAACAUUACAUUUAACAGAACACAUGCCAGACUUUAUAGUGAGGCAAAGAAAUGUAUCCCUGGUAUUUUCUUAUACCAAAGACUAUCGAGAAUCUGUAUUCUUUCUUGGCUUUUGAAAUGAAACAAGUGUCUCUAGAAUAUCAGGUUUUGCUUAGUGUCUUUGGACAAUAUUAGCCCCUUCUUAAAUUCCUAGGAUUGAUUUGGAACUCUUGACCUUUAAAACGCAUACUUCCGUAGCUUAAUUAAGGCAGCUACACUUCGGGUAUUUUAGACUGGAGCUGGGCAGCAGUCAGCAGCAGUACAAGGUGUAACUCUUGGGGGACGGCAUCGCUAGCGGAAACGGACAGCAGUUGGGAAUUACGGAAGAGUCAGUGGCGAGUAUUGCAGAAGCUUUUAGUAUUUGGAGAAGUAGGUACAGCUCCACAGAUGUUAGACCCUUUGCAGCUCUUUAAGCCCUCUGCUGACAGCACAAGAACCACCAACUUCAUUCCACAGAGUUAAUUUUGCAGAGUUCCCUGGGUUUCUUUCCUCUCUGAUAAGUUUUCUGUAACAGUAAAUACCUAUAUUUUUAUUUUCUCUCUUUUUUUUUUUUUUUUGAGAGAGAGAGAGAGGGAGGGAGACUCCUUUUUCUCAGGACAUUGGAACUGGGUUCAAAAAAAAUGGUGAAUUUUAAUCUGCUUACCCUUCAAAGGAUGAAGGGGACAGAAAAACCCAGCAAAUUUCAUCCCCACAAAAGCAGGAAAUGGCAGAAGUAUUAAAUGCAAGACGUUGGGAUUGAUCAUGGAAAUAGCUUUUACUCAGAAACUUACAUGUUUUCAUAGACUGUGUGCCCUUUUUGAAGAUACUACAGAAAUAACCACUGUAAAAGAGAAUGCCGCUUUGAUUGAAGCAAUAGAAUCAACUUUGUUUGACCAUGAAUAAUUGAAGUCUUUGUGUUAAUGCUUCUUUUAAGGAGUAGUGGAUCAGUAAAUGUAACUUAAUUGCAGGAAAAGUCUUAUGGAUGGAAUUUAUGACUGUAUUUCAAUGAAAGUCUUUUCAUUUUUCCUUUUGGUUAAAUAGAAGAAGGAUUACUUAGAUUACUCAGUGUUGCAGCUGAAAUUGUUAGCAAUUCCCAGUGCCCCUUUUUAUCGUGAUUUUAGAGAUACAUAUUGCAGCAUGCAGGACUUUCUCUUUUGCUUUCUUAUUCAGUUCUUUAGAAAAAUUUGUUUCUUUCUGCAUUAUUAUAAGGUAGAGCCUGGCAAUGUAGCACUUGACUUUUACAAGGGAGUUGUCAUCUGGAUUUUAUAUGUGGAUUUUAAAGGGGAUUGUUAGUGGCCCCUUCUAAAAGAAUGUUGGAAAUAUUCCUACCAAAUUCUCCCUGAGACCUUGAGAGAGGGUCAUUUCUGUGCCUAAACUUCCUUGUGCUCCCCAUCACUGGUACAGUACCACACAUACAGGACGCCUGUCACUAUGUUUCACAGGCCUGUGGUUUCCAAGCACGCAGCUCCCAGUGCCGGUGGAGCCAUAUAAACAGAGAUUCACAAGUUGUCAUGUAGAGCUCUGUGUAAGAUGUUCACACAAAAAUUAGUAUCACUCAUCUCCUCUGCGAUACUGUGGGAAGUGUAAGCAAGGAAAAAAUACAAUAAUUUGGUGCAGUCUAUUCGCUUGCUGCCUUUUCCUUCUUGGGGGUUCAAUUAUUUUAGCACAUAAAUAAAAUUCUAGUGAGCCUUCAUUCGUGGACAUUGGAAAGGAAACAUGCUGCAAGUCCUGCAAGGAUGGCUAAGUCCUUUUUUUCAGAUGCUUCAUCAGAGAUCUUCUGUGUUCAGGACUCGGGUACUGACCAGACAACUCCUAAAAAAUCAUUAGGCACCACUUUUUACACAUUAAUCUUCAUUUUAUGAAUUUAUUACUUAAAUACUAAGUCCCCAAAAUCCACUCAGUGUUUUUGAGUAAAGGAGUACGUGCCUGAAGGUACCAAUGAGCAAUAAAGGGACUAAUAUGUCAAUGACUUGAGUCUUACUGAAUUAGCGCAUUCCUUGUCAUUUUGUGUCAUUUCUCUCAUUACUGCAGUAAUUAACUUUGCAGAAUUGCAUUUGUUCCAUUCAGCAGGGAACGGAGAACAAUAACAGUGUUUACCAACAGCGGGAGGGAGCUUACCUUUCUUUCCCAACCCCCUAAAAUCUCUGCCGGCUAAUCUCAGUGCACAGCUAGGGUGCCCUCCUACACAAUGGAGACUGCCUGAAACCUCCCUUAGGGAAACCUAAGUGAGCUGAUUAGAGCUGUUGUCAAUGCAAACCAAAUACCCAAUCCUAUGAAAUCUAGCGGUUUUUCAUUCUGACGUGCCAUUUCAAAUCUGUACAGGCUGAAACCUUUGUCAAAUAGUUUUACACCAUGAUAGUAAUUCUGAAAUAGCUGAAUGACUUAAAAACAAGUACAGAGUACUUUCAAUCCGUUAAACUCGGUGAAAUUACAAAGAAACAACGUACGUAAAGUUCUUAUGUUUCCAGCUGCAGUAGCAUCAAGAAUCUUUGAUAAUUCACUACUAUUCUUUUCUAGUUGUAAACCAAAAUAUUAUAUAUAAAUAC
Phalacrocorax carbo (great cormorant) is the source of this 9451-nucleotide messenger RNA. The record is from RefSeq and is a predicted model, not a curated record. NCBI's taxonomy places the organism in Eukaryota, Metazoa, Chordata, Aves, Suliformes, Phalacrocoracidae.